UCCCUCCUCCAUCUCACUCUCUGUCAAACGCACAAUUUAAGUAGUUGCUGCAUCAAUGGCAGAGGCAGGAAAUCUAUAUCCUUACCCAUCAACGCUUAAUAUAGCAAAUUUUGUAACUGUUAAACUGUCUGAUUCUUCCAAUUAUAUGAUAUGGAAAACACAGAUGCUUUGUCUUCUUGAAAGUCAAGAAUUAGUUGGUUUCAUAGAUGGAACAUUAAUCCAAACACCCUUAUUAGAAAAUCCAGAUAAUUACUUGAAGUGGAAAAGAAGUGAUCGGCUUGUUAAGGGAUGGAUUCUUGGCUCUCUCACUGAAGAUAUGCUUGAGUAUGUGUUUGAGAAAGUCAGUGCCAGAGAUGUUUGGUUGGAGUUGAAGGAUAUUUGCUGCGUAAUAUCGCUAGACAAUUUUGAAGCAGAAUGUAGCACAAUGCAACCAAUAAUUGACGAAGCAGAGAGCGUGGAAUCAAAGGAAGAUUACAAGUACUACUUGCCACUAUACAGAGCUUCGCUAUGUGGUGAUUGGGAAAAGGCAAAAACAUUCUUGAAAAAACACAAUGAAGCAAGUGGAGCUCAGAUCACUUCCUUUACACAAACAGCACUUCACAUUGCAGUUACGUCAAAGAACGAUAAUGCUAAGUUUUUCGUAGAAAAUUUGGUGGCUUUAAUGGCGGAUGAUGCGUUAUCUGUAAAAGAUAGUUUCGGGGAAACGCCUCUACAUUAUGCUGCUCGGUUUGGCAACUUAGAUGCUGCGAAAAUUCUUGUCAACAGAAACUCUAAUUUGGCUCAUGUUGCAUCCAAAAAUGGCCUUUAUCCGAUUCAUGUAGCAGCUGAAUAUGGUUACAAAUCUGUGGAUCUGGUUCAUUACUUCUUCAGUGUCACCAAUGAUCUUGCUCCUUAUACUGGUCGGACUGGUGUUAGGCUGCUUUAUCGAUUGAUCUGCUCGGACUUGUACGAUUUUGCGACGCAUCUCGUAAAAUGUUUUCCUGAUUUGGCAAAAUAUAGUACUUCAAAUGGAUCAUCUCCUUUGGCACAGCUGGCUACAAAAACGUCAUCAUUCGUCAGUACAAGUCAUAUAAGCUCUCCGAAGCCACUAUCUUAUAUAGUGACGAGCGCUACAUCAUGGAUUUUCCAAGAUAGAGCAAAUGCCAAUGAUAUCGAGAAUGCAGUCAAUGAAGCAUUAUUGAAUAAGCCAAAGACCAACAACUCACCUGAAUUGGAAUAUAUCCGAGACAAAGAGUGGAAAUACCAAAAUGCAAUUAAAUUAGCAGAGUGCCUUUGCGAGAAACUCGAAAGUUCAAGCGAGAAAGAGAUCAAGUCCAUUGUUGGCGGCCCUUUCCUUCAAGCCGUGCGUUUCGACAAUUACAAACUUGUUGAAAUUAUUGUGGGGAAAUUUCCUUUACUGAUUUAUCAUUGCAACAAAAAUGGGAAGAAUAUACUUCCCAUUGCAGUGGAAAAUCGCUGUACAAAUGUCUAUAACUUGGUCUGUCAAAUGUCUCAGCAUAGACAUCACCUCAUGACUUCAUUGGAUUCAUUCAAUAAUACGAUGUUGCAUUUGGCUGGUCAAUUGUCACCUGAAAACAAAGUAAAUCAUACUUUUGGCGCAGCUCUUCGAAUGCAAGAAGAAUUGCGGUGGUUUGAGGCAGUGAAGCAGAUGUUACCGCCUUCUUAUUAUGAGCGUUUAAACAAUAAGGGUAAAACUGCUCAUCAAGUAUUUAUAGAACAACAUGGAAAUUUAAAGAUAGAAGGAGAAAAAUGGAUGAAAGAGAUAGCAAAUUCAUGUGCAAUACUAGCAAUGCUCGCAAUUACCAUUGCAUUUGCUGCAGCAAUUACAGUUCCUGGUGGCAGAAACUGCGAAAAUGGGCUUCCAAUUUUCUCAAAGAACGGAUAUUUCAAUGCAUUUGCGUUCUCCAAUACAGUGUCACUCUCCACUGCCUGCAUUUCUCUAUUUGCGUUCGUUUCUAUUUUAACUUCUAGUUAUGCGGAAGAAGAUUUUCUCCGUGUUUUGCCAAAGCGUCUGUUAUGGGGACUUCUCACCCUGUAUGCCUCAAUAGAAGCAAUGAUGCUAAGCUUUGGUUGUGCGCUGUAUUUUGUGUUCAAGGACAACGAUAUCUUGUUCUAUGUAGGGUUUAUAUUAGGUGUAUUACCCAUCUUAGCAUUUCAACAUUGGCGAGGCCCCCUCGUUAAUCAUCUGUUUCUUGUAGUCAAGAAAAAAGACAAUUCUUUGGAGGCAUAGAAGAUAUGUAGGUGGUAAUGUAUAUUUCUUAUGCAAUUUAGCUUUCAGUACGUCA
Nicotiana tabacum (common tobacco) is the source of this 2285-nucleotide messenger RNA. RefSeq lists its product as uncharacterized. Lineage: Eukaryota; Viridiplantae; Streptophyta; Magnoliopsida; Solanales; Solanaceae. Gene Ontology annotation, molecular function: protein binding. Gene Ontology annotation, cellular component: membrane. The record is from RefSeq and is a predicted model, not a curated record.